CGUCAUCCCACGCCCGCGACACAAAACUGCUGAUAACAACCGUGUCUUCCACCAUCACCAUCAGAGACUAGAGACGAACGACCUACAUUAUCGAGGCAUAUCUCUACCACUGGCAACUUUGAUCUUUGCCAUGCUUUGAAAAAGAAUGCGAGCUGUGCUUCCUGGAAAGCCCCAGGCUUCACUUUUUGGAGUCUGCACAUCCUACUGGGACGGCAGAAGACUUAUCGCUUACAUCUCGGGCAAUGCAUUUGUUGUUCUCAAGGCACACAAUGAGAUUCUACAGACCAUCUAUGACGAUUCUGACGAACAACUCGAAGCAAUAGCAAUUGACGAGGCAUCUGGAAAGAUAGCAACAUGUGCUGGGUCUAGCAUUCGAAUUUACAAGCCAUAUGGCCAAGGGGAGGAUGCCCUGCAGUGGUCCCUUCAGCACACUUUUACCGUCGAUGCGGCAGCAGGGGCGAAUUCUACGACGACAUUGUCAUGGGGCUUGGCAGAGGAGCUGCUCGUAGGCAAUACGUGGCUGUCUCUACACUCUACAGUGGACACACCAACAACUCUAUGGAAGAAAGAGCUGGCAAAUGCAGUGAAAUUUGCCAAUUUCUCUUACGAUUCUGCGUACAUUGCCUCGAACGGCAGGUACGAUCGUCUAGUCAAAAUAUGGAGAAGACUGUCUUUUGGCUCAGAGGACACACGCUUCGAUUUCAGCUAUCUGCCACACCCGACAACUGUCACAAACAUGCACUGGAGACGCCCAUAUAAUGUUGACCAGACAUUGGACAAUGUGCUCUAUACAAUUUGUGCUGAUAAUGUAUUGAGGAUAUGGGCUGCAACGAAUCCACAUGGAUUACAACUUCUACAACUAUGGGCUAAAAUCGACCUGAAGGAGUCUAUCCAACCACGGGAUCUCCCCAUUUCAAAUCCGUCUAGUCUACGCUUCGCCUUCAUUAUCGAUGGUCGGGACUUCAUGUUGGCUACCGAAGAUUCCGUUCAAGCUAGGGGUUCAGAGGAUGACAAGAACGAUCAUGCUCUUUCGCAUCUGAUAGAGGUUGCCAACCGAAGCCCUGAAAUAUGUGUCGUCUUGGAUGAAUGUGGCCACAUGUCUGCGUGGGGACUAGAAAACGUAGGGUGCAAGUCGAGGCAGACGACGAACAUCUUCAACGUCGCACACGUGGAUGGUCUAGUGCUUGAGCUGCCAAAAACGCUCGAAGAUGCAUCGAACUACGUUCAAUUCUACAACUAUUGUGAUAAAUCUAGUGGCGGUCUUAAGCUCCUGGUUCAUCAUUUUGAUGGCAAGAUUGAGUUUCUAGAAAGCGAUGUGAUGACUCUAUUUGAUUCCUCUCCGAGGCAUGAUCGAUUUCGUUCUCUAGCUAUCUGGACAGGCCACUCCGCUAGCAUUAAGAAAAUCGUCCGCAAUGUGAGUGGAAGAGCGGUUGUGUCGCGGACAGAUGGAAAUGAAAGCAUAGUCUGGAAACAUCUGGAUGUAGAAGAUGGAACAUCUGUGAUCCGUCAAAGUCUGAUUCCAGAAAAAGACCACAUCCACAGAAUCUGUGUGAUGAGGAAGGGAAAUUUUGUUAUCUUUUUGCAUCACCACAGGAUCUCACUAUGGGACACUCGAUCCUUUUCUGGGAAAGUACUUGCCAGUUGUGAUUAUGCGGUGGCUGGCAAGGCUCUGUGUAUUCUGAUGCUUCCCGAAGUUCAAAAGGGAGGUCCAGUAGCCCACGUGGCUACAAUCACCUCGAAAAUGAAGGGCAUUGUCUGGGAGAUUGGUCUGCCGCGGAGGCGUGAAAGCGUCAUCGACACAAAUGGCUACCAAGGACCAACGAUUCGAGAAUUCUGCCGAUUUGACCUAGGCCAUGCCGAUGAUUUGUCCUACGUACUUCCUGUGGACCCGGCCGGAUCACCUCCUGUCAUUUCAGGGUUCUUGGAUACCUUUGCGAGAGACAUCGCCAUAUCAUACACGCAUUCUGGUUUGCUACGAUCCUGGACAGCUAGAAUCGACUUAGAUGCUGUGAAAGUAGAGUGGUUGGAAACCUGCUCUGUCGAAACGGGUAUCUCUGAGCCAGCGCUUGCGAGUGGCAGCUCCAUCAGAAAAGCUGCCCUGGUGAACUCAAACAGAUCCGAACUGACGAUUUGGGAUGUUCGAGGAGCUCAACUUGAAUAUACUCAAAACUAUGAGUCGCAAGACACUAUCCAAGACCUUGAUUGGACAUCAACUCCGGAUGAUCAGUCGAUACUCGCGGUUGGAUUUCGAUUUCGAGUCUUGCUUCUCGCUCAGAUGCGUUACGAUUACCUAAAUAAAGGACCAGCUUGGGCCUCAAUUCGGGAAUUUAAUAUCCGCGAUUUGACUCCUCAUCCGAUUGGAGACUCGACAUGGCUUGGCGGUGGAAAUCUCAUUAUUGGUGCUGGCAAUCAGUUGUUCGUGUUCGACAAAGAAGUAGACCAUUCAGCGCCAGUGGUAGCUGAUCUUGGACUUCCUCACCGGAAAACACCAUGGGAUUUAUUCGAGGUCGUCAGCAGACUGAAUGGUCCUCUUCCUGUCUAUCAUCCGCAAUUCUUAGGCCAAUGCACGCUGGCUGGGAAGACCCUUGCGGUUCAGCAUGUGCUUCUUGCGUUACAUAAGAUCCUGAAAUAUUAUGUGGAGGGGGAUACAAUAGACAACCAUCUCGGAUUAGAGUUAGAGGAGUUCUAUAUUCCGAAUGAGUCAACCUCUUUAGCAGCUGCAAGCAGAGCUAACAGAUCCUUCGGAGCUCUUGAGGAUGAUGAUGAAGACGACGAAGCCGUCACCGAGAGUGUUGCAGCUGCCAUCAACGAGAAAUUGACUAAAAUCGCUCUGCCACAACUUUCGAGACAGGAACAGAUUCACCUAGCUGAUAUUGUUGAGUGCAUUGCGAUUGUAGAGAAGCAGCGACGCUCUAUGGACGAUAACGCCGCGAGGUAUAUGCUAUUCUUUCGCCAGCAUCUUCUCCAUCGUGGCCGCUCAAACGAGGUACUUCUGUCCUGGAGGGAGAUCAAUUGGGCCUACCAUAGCAACAGCCAAGACAUCCUAGUCGAUAUGGUUUCUCAUCAAUUCCACGGAAAAUUGCUUUGGGAAAAUGCCAGAGAAAGUGGCAUGUUCAUGUGGAUGACAGACCUGAAUGCAUUAAAAGCUCAGUUCGAAGUGAUUGCUCGAAACGAAUAUACCAAGAGCGAUAUGAAGAAUCCCAUCGAUUGCAGCUUGUUCUACCUCGCGCUCAAGAAGAAGACUGUUCUUCAAGGAUUGUGGCGUAUGGCAGGUUGGAACCGGGAACAAUCGGCUACCUUGAAACUUCUCGCGAACAACUUCCAGGACAAGAAAUGGAAGACUGCAGCAAUGAAGAAUGCUUAUGCUCUGCUUGGGAAACAUCGGCAUGAAUACGCUGCCGCAUUCUUUCUCCUAGCGGACUGCUUGAAGGACGCUGUGAACGUUAUUCUAAAUCAGCUCAAGGAUCUUCAACUUGCCAUUGCUGUCACAAGAGUUUAUGAAGGCGAAAGGGGACCCGUUUUGAAGGAACUCCUUGAAGAAAAAGUCCUGCCUCUAGCGGCACAGGAGGGCAACCGAUGGCUUGCAUCAUGGGCAUUCUGGAUGUUGCACCGAAGGGAUAUGGCAGUCCGAGCCCUCAUUUCCCCUGUCUACACGCUGCUUGAGACACCGCAGUCACCAGACAUGCAAGCAAGAUUAUUUUUGACUGAUGACCCUGCUCUCGUUGUACUCUAUUCCCAGCUCAGGCAGAUGACGCUCCAAACACUCCGUGGAGCAUCGAAGGUCACGCCGAGAGUUGAGUGGGCAUUUGUCCUUCACAAUGCUCGUCUCUAUGAUCGGAUGGGUUGUGAUCUCCUCGCUUUAGACUUAGUACGGAACUGGGAAUUCUUGCUCCCAGCACCUCCCACAUUCAGGAAUCUCGAUGCUCCGGAUCCCCGGGCCAUGAUGCGGAGACGUUCGUCUCUAGUAGUAGCUGAUCUUCCUAUGCCAAAAUUGCCCUUGGACAUGAAAUCAGGACACAAGCCACCUCCCAGCGUUUUCGAGGAACCAGAGACUAAUUCUUUGUUGGAUAACUUUGGUUUUUAAGCAGGUUAGUCUUGUCUUUGUGAAUAUUUGCAUAGCACGGCGUUCUAGGAACUGAGAAAUACCCCUUGGUCUAGCAUCGGUCUGGGGCCAGAGACUUGCAUUUAAGAAUAGUUCUCAGUGUAACUUCAAUGACGAUGAGUUUAUUUGAUCCAAGACAUAAAUACAGACAAUGAAAGAAAC
Molecule: messenger RNA, 4264 nt
Organism: Mollisia scopiformis
Lineage: Eukaryota; Fungi; Ascomycota; Leotiomycetes; Helotiales; Mollisiaceae
Product: WD repeat protein-like protein
Exons: 8
Coding region: 146-4084 (1312 amino acids)
Biological process (GO): vacuolar acidification
Cellular component (GO): RAVE complex
Molecular function (GO): protein binding
Source: RefSeq, a predicted model, not a curated record